UACGUGGACGAAGGAAGAAGGAAUAUCGUGGCGCGUGGGCGUGGUCGUGGUAGUGACGUGAACAACAGUUGCACACGUGCGUGCGUGCAUGCGUGCCGGCGUGUUCGUUAUACGCGGCAGCUCUGAUGCUGAAUGCACGGGCCGCGAGGCCAACGACAGGGGUUGGCACGGACUGAUUUCGCCGUCAGACUGCCGCCAAGCGGGGAGGUUUGUCUCGCGUGUCGACAUACAUCAAUGGUUCAGUUUGGAUGUCGACCAUGGAACCUCAGUCUGACCAGCGUGAUAGUCCUCGCCCUCUCGAACAUGCUAUUAACUUUUCUACUGCUCCAAUCAGAAACCUGCAUCCCAGACGAUUCGUCCAGAGAUCUCGAACCAAACGCAAUAACCGAAUGGAAUCUGGGCAGCAUGAUCAAGGAACAGGAGCAGGAGCAACAGCAGCAGCCAGACUGCGUCACACAGGAUUAUCAGACAUUGCCAGCUGACGCGAACGUUUUGAAGCUGAACGUAAAGCUAGGACGAUGGGACGCGCGGCGGAUGUUCCGCACGUUCGACCACGUGUUGGUUGGCUUGAGUUUCGUCGAGCUGUCCCAAGCGUACAGGGUAUGCUUGGCGACGCAGAGCUCCGUAGAAAAGCUGCAUUCGCUCGUGCAGGCUGCCCACCAUUGGACGGGUCCUAUGUCCGUUGCGUUGUAUGCAGCCGGCGACGAGGAGUUCGAGGUUCUUCAGAAGUACCUGACGUACCUUAGAAGAUGUUACGAACCCAUAAGAGAGAGGGUUACGUUCUCUUUGGCGGUGCCCAAACUGCGACAGCCAACUAAGCAGUCAAUGGAAUUUGAGUUACCUGACAUGGUCGACUGUGCCAAACCGGAAGGAACGCUGAAUGAAAUGAUGAUGAACGGGAUUUCGAGCGAACAAACUAACUGGCGAAUACGCAACGUCUAUCCUCAGAAUCAUAUGAGGAAUCUGGCUAGGAAGAAUUGCCAGUCUGAUUAUGUAUUUCUUACUGAUGUGGAUAUCGUGCCGAGUUUUAAUCUGACUGGUGCUCUGGACGAGUUUCUUCGAAAGGAUACUUGUGACAAAUGUGCAUACGUGAUACCGACGUACGAGCUGGACUCGCGCGUCCGGUUCCCACAGAACAAGACGGAGUUGGUCAGACUUGCUAGGAAGGGAUUAGCCAGGCCUUUCCAUCAAAAGGUCUUCAUACAUAAUCAGUUCGCUACCAAUUUUACCAGGUGGUUGCAGGACACAACCCCAAACCACAAAAAUUACGGGAACGUCAGGAGCGGCAAAGUAUACGUCAGUCACAACGUGACGAACUUUGAAUUCCUUUACGAGCCAUUUUACGUGGCAAAGGAUAUCGUCCCUCCCCACGACGAGAGAUUUAUGGGCUACGGAUACACUAGAAACACUCAGAUUCUUAUUGUACGGAAAGGAGUAAAGAACUUUGACGGGAAACGUAUAUUUUGGUUAGAUUUCAUUGCACGUAUAUGAGGUCAGUUAUACUAAAAAUACGGAUGUAAUUAUUGCUAUCUGUGGAAUAAGUAGAAAAUUGACAAGUCUAUGUAUAUCCCAACGUGUCCCGAGUUAAUAUAAUCGGCCAAUUGUAUUUUCUCAAUAUCAUGUUCCAAUUACUUUGUUCCAUCCAAAAUAGUACCUGACGUUAUAAUAUACAUUUGCAGGAUCAAAUUUAGUACUUAAAUACUGCAACUUUUUUUAGCAACAGUAUAUAGAUUUUACAUUCAUCUGUCUAUAUUUACCUAUAAUAUAAUGUCCUCUCAAUACAUCCUCUUCCAAUUACUUCAUUCAAUCGCGGUUUAGCAUGACGAGCAGCCAUUUAAGCGAUCGUCCCGUAGAUUUCUAUCGCUUUAAAAGAGUUUACCUACAGAAAUCUCCGUGUUAAAAUCACGCGCUUGGGAUUCUCACCCAUCAAAAUGGAAAAGCUUCGCCGACCCGAGUCGUUUUAUCCAUCGACACACCUUCCGGCUCGACGAUGUCGGCGUUUAAUGUAAGAUAAGUGAAGACACGUUGCGCCGUAACGUAACGGAGUAGCGGUCUUACUCAUCUGGGAUUUAUACCGACGUGCGAUCGCAUAAAACUCAAUUAUCAGACUCGUUCCGGCGUGGUUUCACUUCGCAGUUCAACGGCGUGCAGCAGCGUCGGAAAAAUUAUGCGACCGCUGUUUACCUGACGCCGCGAAUGCGUCGUCACGUAUAGCCCUAAUGCGUGAUCCUUGCGCCGUAUAUUUAUCAGAGAAUUUCGAGGUGGCUAUUUUGGAAAAGGGAAGUCCCUUAGAAGUUUUGAUUUGGAUCAGCGAAAUGGAAUUGUGUUUGGAUUAGGUUUUUAACAUCGACAAUUUAUUCAGCUGGAUUUACUUCGCGCGAAUUGGUCUGUUGAUCCUUUCCUGAAACUAGGUUAUGAUAUAUUUUCCACUGAAAUAACAUCUACGUUGUGUAAUGAAACGUUGUUAUAUACCAAAAUUGUUUUUAUACAACAGAAGAUGUUAAGAAUUUUCAUUUGCUAAGAACUUAGAAAUAAGUGCCGGUCUCUUUUUUAUUAGCAUUUCACCCCGAAAUGAUGUAUCUGUUCUACUUAUUUUAUUUAUUAACUAUUGUAAAUCGGAACUUUUGAUACGUACAAAGUCAAAACUUCCAUCACCUCGAUAUUCGCAAGAAGAUUACUGUAGCUAUAGAAUGUUCGCUUAGGUCUAUCUCCGUUUAUAAUAAAAUUAAAUAAGAUAGAAUUACAUACUGAACGCUUUAUGUCAUUUUACAUGUUUAUGUCAUGUUACAUAAAGAGAGAGCGUUUGUUUGUAUGUUAGUAAUCAUCUGGAAAACGAUUCAAAUAUUUACAACAAAUCGUGGAUAGCAGCUUUCUUAUCGUAUAUUCCGGAGUGUCACAAGAUAUAUUUAUUUUAUUUGAAAAGACCUAAUUUUCCCCAAAAUCGUUGAUUUUUACGAAGACCGCUAUUUUUCGGGAACGGUACGUGAUAGAAGAUUUCUGCUUGGAGAUUCGUUUUUGGCAUGAGAAACUCUGUAAGAGUCACGUAGUGGAUAUUGCAAGAAAAUGUUGUGUAAAAUUAAUGCUGGCGAAGCCGCGACGGGGCAUCUUAGUCAUGAAUAAUGAGAUGCAAAAUGUUUCGUGAAUCUGUUGCAGUAACACAUAAUCUGCUAUACGUAUGUAUGUAUGACAGAAAAAAAUGUUAUAUUACAUUAUGCUAUGUAACAUUCUGCUUCUUACAUUUCCAACAAGUUAUUUUUUUUUAUAUUAUACAACUCUUUCAUUAAAUUGUAUAACCUUGCUGUGGAACAUAUUUUGUUAUACCAACAUUGGUUUAUCAUAUUUCUAUGGUUUUUCAUAAUUUCUGAUGAUAGGCUGAGAUACAUUAUUUGGAUAUAGAAAGAUUUUUAAAACAUCAUUUUUUAUGAAAUCCUGCUACUGUUUUUGAUGUGAAGUGUCUCACUGUUUGCAGAGAUCGUUAGUUUUUAUCUAAACGGCGUCGUAAACCCGACAGAUCCGUAAUCGUCUAAAUGAGGAUAAUGUCUUUAUCCCCUCGUUAAAUUUAAUCACCCAAAAUUCGAGGAACACACAGGGAUCGAAUAAACUGCGCCGGGCGGUAACGCGGCGUGUCAUGAUCGUAAUGGUCCGCGGUGGCGAUGGUAACCUCCGCCGCGCCGAUGCCGAACCGUGAAAUUAACCCGAACAACGUUCCCCCAAGGUAUAUGCGCCGAGCGCCGUGCGAAACAAUUCCUGCGUCUCCCUUUACAAUUCUUGUUAGUAAUUGGCAAACCGCUAGUGAGAACACUGUAAAUACAUGUCAGUUUGUUUGCACGCACAUAUACAUAUCCACACUGUUCAAUUAUGAUGUAAACUUCAUUGAGUAUACAUAACUUGAUAGAAAUCGAAUAUGAACUUUACUGAGCAUUUUACACAGCAGAAUUUUCAAUUACACAUUGGACCAUUGCUCUCAAGCCCCUACCCCAUAAAUGUUUAAAACCUGCAAUAAUAAUACAAAUAGAUAUGAUAUACACGUAAUGUGAUUUAUUGCAUGCUUACUAUACUAUUCAUCUAAUACCAUGAUUUACUGUACGAAAUUCCUUUAAUUAAAGUCUAUGAUGAUUACUUAAUUCUUGCUAUUUGACAGGCACUCCUUUGUUCUACUUUGUAAAUGUCGAAUUUCGCUGCGAAAUUCCAUUUAUCAUCCACCGCGUUUCAUGUAAUAAAUUCUUAAUUCUUGGAAGCAAGGACGCAACAACGAGGGAAAUUUCCUUCCUUUCGUUAUUCCAUCCUUUCUCCUCCGAAAUAAUAAUUCGACGGCGUUUCGCUUGAUAAUCUUCCUUCGUAAUACACACACAUUUGUAACUAUGCUACGUGCAUACACCCCAGGUUGAUGCACGAAGGUAAAGGUUAGUUGAACCACGCUGGAUCCAGUUCCCCGUUCAAUGAGGAACAAGGAGCACCGAUUAGACGAAGUACGAUCUGCGUAUAACAGAAAUUUUGUACAUUUAAAUUUAUAUAAUGGCUCGAUAUAAACUCACGCGGCAGGGUUAAAUUCCACGCAUAAUUCCGUUUGCUUUUGAAGAGUUUCAGCGGUUACUGUAACUACAAUUUUGGGUAUUCAAAGCUUUGUUAGCCGCGUUGCAGAAUGGAAACGAAAUACUUGUCUGUUUGUAGUAAGAAAUAACAGUCCUGCUGGGAAUUUUGGUUAUUAAAAGUUUCACAUACAUUUCAGGUUCGGUUGGUUUAUUCUCUAAUUUAAAUUCUUAUUGAGUCUAAUUUUUGGUAAAUAUUAAAGAUGUCCAAAUCGAUGUUGAAAGGUUUGUCACGAAGAGAAUAGUCAUGUCUAGGAUCAAAAACAGAAUAUCGUCGAAAAGUUUUCUGUCUUGUGUACAUCGCGGAUGAUUAUUUCAGAAUUUCAGACGGUGGCUCAAACAGGAUUCGUCAACCAAAGCAAAGCGUCCGAGCCAGUAAUUAGGAAGAUACGUCGAGUUGACUCGUUAUGUUGUUUAAUGUAAUCUGUGUACUCGUGCAAACUCUCCCUCCCUCGGUGUUCCGCGCGGGUGUUUCGCGCUGCGAGAGCUACGUACGAAUACUUUAUACCUCGGCCGCAAGAAUGUGACCCCCGGGAGAAGGGGAACUGUAGUAAAGGGAAUUAAUUCCCGGCCGUUGACUAAUUAAGACGAAUAGUUGUGUAACAUGCAUUACGAAAGCAAUUCGCUUUUACUAAUCAACGAGGCGAGUGCCUUCGUAUCGAGAGUGACGUUUGAGUGUAAUUCAUCAUGACCAUUGUUACCCGAAAUAAUGUUUCAACUCUCAUAUGGUACACUCCUAUUCAUCUCCGCCUAAUCUGGUUUCACUAAUUAAUGUCCUUGUCAAUUUUCAUUAUCCCUUCCUGUCAAAUCGAUACUCUUAUUUCAUUAUCUUCCUAUCGUACUUUUUUAUACAUGGGACGUAUUUGUAUUAUUACUCAGCAACUCUUAAUACGAAUAUGCACAUUUAAAAAAUGAUAAACGAAGUAUUGUAUUGUUAAUUAUUAUAUAAUACUUUGAGGUUGGAGAUGUAUCAUUUAACUAACAAUUUUUCUUGAGAGUAAUACAAAUAUUACACAUUACAUUUUUUACUGUUUUCCAUCAUUUUAUACUUUAUAGGAAUGAAGUGGUGAAACGUUGAUUGAGUUUCUGUCCUUAACUGAACUAUGAUUAAACACAAUACUCGUUCAGGAAACUGUGAUACUCUGUCAUCCCUUGCCGCUCUCGUAUCUGUGUACAAUUAUUCACUGGUCGUCCUCGAGACAGUGAACCGAAGAUUACACAUCGUCUAUCAACUCCUUUGGAUGUUGCCGGAGGUCUCAUUGCCGCGUUUCCGUUCUCCACCGAUGCUAAGUUCCUCUACAUUAAUUCUAACUACGUGUCAUCUGAAGCCUAACGAAUUUCUCAAUCCCCGCUUUGUUGAACCCAUAAUUAUUUUAUGAAUUCUUGCUUGGUAGCAUUAUAUAAAGGUCUAGUAAUCUAAUACACAUAUUUUUAUACAGUAAUACUGAUUAGCAUUUUGUUAUAAAAGUAUUCAUCUCUGUGUCUAGAAAGAUUAUAAUAUUCUGACUAAUUUACUUAUCAACGCUCAACGAAAACUAUCAUAUGAAUGGUGCACGUAAGAGGAAAUAUUUUUAAAUUCCGUCCCUGAGAGUGGAAAUGGGGUAAAAUAUCUCUUUACGAAUAUCUUUAUUUCUCUUGCACAACGUGCAAUAUCGACUCAUUUAAAUUGUUCGUUUGAUGUUAUUCAUACAAAGUAUUAAGAAUACAAAUUUUUUGAUUUCUCGAAAUUCCACCCUCAAGGGGGUGAAAUGAAGUUAAACGUAAUUUUACGAAUUUCGAUACUCUAUCUCGCUCGCAGUUUUAUACAUAUAACUUGCUUCAGAGUGAGUUUAGCAAGUAGCUUAACAAUCUUAGCAUUUACAGGAAGCACUUACUAAUGUCGUUUACAAAGAGGUACUUCUGAUAUUCUUAAAUUUCAUGACUCCGCUGAAUAAUUUAACAUUGUUUGAAUUAUAGACUGAUUUAAAAGUUGUUGACGAUGCAUCCUGCUUGCUUGUAAUUAAUAUCUCUGGAACGAUAAUACUGAAGCAAUUACGAACUGAGACGUCGAAACACGAACUACAGUUGUAGUAAUCUCCGCUUUGGUAAUCACAACCUGUCCGCCGGGGUUUGCGUGCGGCUGUCACGUAUGACUUGCUAUUGUUACGUAUGAUUAUUCGCGAAGACGCAUCUAGAUUGGAGAACAACACAAGACCGGAUCCCGUCUGUUAGAUCUGUCCGACCUGUCUCAGCCGGCGGCGCGUCGCGGUGCGAAGACGAGAUUGUCAGUCGGCGUUCUCUUCCGCCUUUGCUAUGCCCGCUAUUGCGUUGCAAUGUGUCGGAAGCAGGGUGUUUCCUGUGGAAAUAUCACUAGUCGCAGCCUGAUACCUACUGGCACAAUCCUCGAAACUUACGUCACGGCUUGUUAUCAUUAGACUGGGUUUUUAUGCAAAAUAAAACAUUUAUGGUAGUUAAUUGAAGAAAUGCACUUUCGAUAGGUAUUCUUUUUAUCAUGUGAGCAUUACAAUAUGCAUUCACUUUUGAUAUUUUGUAUAUUUUUAUAGAUUAUGCAACCUAUCUACAUAUAGUUUGCACAUUCAGUUAUUUUGAUAAAUAUACAAAUUUCGUAGUCUGGUUAUCAGAGAAGAAAAGCAAUACUUAAACAGCUGCUAGACCAAUUUUACCAAGUUUUAUCGUGUGAAUUGCAAUUCUUGUGAAGAAACAGAAUAUGCAGCUGUUUUCGUUAUCAAUGAUCUUUUAGUAAGGUUUACUCUUAGAAUUUACGUUGCAUGUAUCUACACCUACGUUUAUGAUUCCUAAAACAUUUCGGAGCAUUCAUUAAAAAUAAGUCACAUUAUGUUGUAUCAAAUAUCAUAAAAUGAAUUCUGACUUGUUGAAAUGCCAGAAUGAAUUUUAAGCCAACCAUAUACCUCUUAAUAAAAUCGUCAAAUAAUGAAUUAUUUCAAAUCAUUAUUUGUAUUGUACACAUAUGUCUGUAUACAUAUAGUGACGUACAUAUUUUUAUUUAUAAGUCAUCAUUGAAAUUUAUUAGUUGAAGCUUUGGAUAAUGCAAUUGAGAAAAUGAAAAACGUAAAUUGGAGUUUCGAUCCGGUAAGCCAGGUUUCGUUUUCUUUUCUCACGUUGAUACGCGUUCUCAUGGAAUAUGUUUCAAUACAUAUUUUUAUGCGGAAUAUAUUGCUGUCAUUUUAUCUCCAAACGUAUAGUGCAACAAAUUUCAGUUUCACAAGCUUUGAGCAGGAUGCUUCGAUAUUUGCAUAUUCUAACUGAAGAAACAAAAUUUCAUCUAAUUUUUUGUGAUUCAUUUAUUUUCAAAUAUUUGUUUAAAUAUACUAAGGAUUAAUGCUAUUCUAGAAUCCAGAAAAAUAUCCUAUUCUUGACUAUUUUUUUUAUGGGAAUAUAGUGAAUGUAAUCCUUAUUAUUUGAUUUAAAUAGAUGGUUUCAAUUU
Ceratina calcarata is the source of this 8034-nucleotide messenger RNA. Its product is annotated as beta-1,4-glucuronyltransferase 1. Gene Ontology annotation, molecular function: glucuronosyltransferase activity. Gene Ontology annotation, cellular component: Golgi apparatus. The transcript has 4 exons. Bases 133 to 1491 code for a protein of 452 amino acids. The record is from RefSeq and is a predicted model, not a curated record. Gene Ontology annotation, biological process: protein O-linked glycosylation via mannose. NCBI's taxonomy places the organism in Eukaryota, Metazoa, Arthropoda, Insecta, Hymenoptera, Apidae.